Molecule: messenger RNA, 2472 nt
Organism: Cololabis saira (Pacific saury)
Lineage: Eukaryota; Metazoa; Chordata; Actinopteri; Beloniformes; Belonidae
Product: G-protein coupled estrogen receptor 1-like
Exons: 2
Coding region: 194-1366 (390 amino acids)
Biological process (GO): cellular response to estradiol stimulus; G protein-coupled receptor signaling pathway
Cellular component (GO): membrane
Molecular function (GO): nuclear estrogen receptor activity; G protein-coupled receptor activity
Source: RefSeq, a predicted model, not a curated record
ACAGGGAGGCUCAUCGAUACCGCACGUGGAGCACAGACACCAAUAAGACACAAGCAGCAACUUCUCUAUUGGUCGAGAAACCAGUGUUACAAAAAAAAGGAGGUUAUGGCUACCAAAGACUACACAAAGGUUGAAGACUAAAAGCUAUGGCUCGGUCGUGGACAGGUUAUGCAGCUGGAUACUGAAGUGGACUAUGGGCACGACCAUGCGUGAAGGCUACAGAGUCAUCACUGAGAACUGGACCGUGCAACCAAAUGCCACACAGGUGGCCAUCUCUGGUUUUCUGCACGCAGCCACACUAAGUCAUCAGCAAUACAUUACCAGCCUUGUCCUCUCCUGCAUCUACACCAUAAUCCUGUUUCCCGUCGGGCUCUUUGGGAACAUCCUCAUCCUAGCGGUCAACCUGGACCACAGGGGCCGCUUGGCAGCCCCGGACCUCUACUUUGUGAACCUGGCAGUGGCCGACCUCACUCUGGUGGCCGACUCCGUGAUCGAGGUGUUCAACCUGAAGCAGGGCUACUACAACAACGCCGGCCUCUGCACCUUCAUGAAUCUUUUCCAGAAAGUCAACAUGUACAGCAGCGUCUUCUUCCUGACCUGGAUGAGUUUUGACCGCUUCGUUGCUCUGACCAGCUCCAUAGGCCACAGCCUAUCACACGCGUGGCUCAGCUGCUGCCUCAUCUGGGCAUUCUCCUCUUUGCUCACCCUGCUGCCAUUCACAGUAGCUCAAGUGCAACAUGCAGGGGAGCUGCACUUCUGCUUCGCCAACAUGACACAGAUUCUAUGGCUGGAGGUGAUGCUGGGGUUUGUGCUACCUUUCUGUAUCCUGGGCCUGUGCUACUGGAGAAUCAUGCUUGUGCUCCAACACAGCCAGAGAGAGCAAAGCAGAAGCAGCCCGCAGCAGAAGCCUCGCAGACAGAAAGCCCUGCGAAUGAUCGCAGCCGCUGUGCUCGUCUUCUUCCUCUGCUGGCUUCCAGAGAACGCAUUUAUAAGCGUUCACCUACUAAGAGGUAACACAGACAACGGGACACUUUGGCAGGAUUACCCGCUGACUGGCCAUGCUGUCAGGCUGGCAGCCUUCUCCAACAGCUGCCUGAACCCACUCAUCUAUGGCUUCCUGGGUGAGACCUUUCGGAAAAAACUGAGACUUUUCCUCCAGAAUAAAUGCAGAUGGACCAAACUGGAAAGGUCAGCUUCGGGCAAAUCCAUCUACCUACCUGCCAUACAGACAUGUCCCCAUGAUUCAUGUGACACGCAAAGCCAGGUUUCAAAUUCAAACUCCACCAUCCUCCCACAAACUGUUAUACACCACUCCAAGCGGGACACACAAGCAGCACAUAAGACUCAUCAAUGCCAGACAACGUGAAAGCAAGGACCAUAGCUGCCGUAAGAAUUGAGGAUACCUUGUUUUUAAAAUUAAAAUAUUAAUUUCUGGUAUAAAAUGUGAGCUAGGGAUGGGCGGUAUGGACUAAAAAAUGUAUCACGAUAAUUUCUGGCAUUUAUCCUGAUAACGAUAAAAAUGACAAUAAAAAAAAAUCAUUAAUGGGAAUUUAUCUCUCUCUUUCUUUCUUUCUUUCUUUCUUUCUUUCUUUCUUUCUUUCUUUCUGCUCUCCCCUUCCUUCUCCCCUUCCUCUUUUCUCCCUUCCUUCCUCCUUUCCUUGUUUUCUCCCUUCCUUCUCCCCUUUCCUUCCCUCCUUCCUUCCUUCUUUCCUCCUGCUCUCUUCUUCCUUCUUCCCUUCCUCUUUUCGCCCUUCCUUCCUCCUUUCCUUGUUUUCUCCCUUCCUUCCUUCCUUCUUUCCUCCUGCUCUCUCCUUCCUUCCUUCCUUCUUCCCUUCCUCUUUUCUCCCUUCCUUCCUCCUUUCCUUGUUUUCUCCCUUCCUUUUCUUCCUUCAUUCCUUCCUUCCUUCUUUCCUCCUGCUCUCUCCUUCCUUCUUCCCUUCCUCUUUUCUCCCUUCCUUCCUUCCUUCCUUCCUUCCUUCUUUCCUUGUUUCCUUCCUCCCUUCCUUCCUUGUUUCCUUCCUCCCUUCCUUCCUUCCUUCACGUACAUUGUGCGUGGAUUUAACGCAGAACCAUAAUUCAGGCUUUACACAAAAACAUCAUCAACGGGAAUUUAUCGUUUUUACCGCAAGAUGACAAAUUCUUAUCGUGAGGAAUUUUUUUGACGGUUUAUCGUGAACGGUAAAAUAUCGUCCAUUCCUGUGAGCUCCUUUUAUCAUUGAAAGCUCUGUGGCUACAGGACAACAUAUCACAGGGUGGUAAACUAACCUAUUAUCAACAUUUUAUGUGCCAUGACAGAAUCAUGGCAAAGGCACAUCUUUAUCAUGCAUACUCUCACCUCGGUUUGCUUCGUCUGUGUUUCUUCUUUUAACCGUUUCUUUUUGUGCUUCUUGUCCUUUUUCAUUUUUUUAACAUCAUUGUUUGUUACCAAUGGAAUCUGCUCUGGGGCCAUCUGAGAAAAUAAAAAAUAUUAUU